AUGGCUUCCAGUCAUAUCAAUGUGCUCAUCACAAGCUUCAGUGGUCUCGGCCUGCCGAAGACGCUGUGCUUGCCUCUGCCACCCUCGGCAUCCGCCCGUGACCUGUGGAGCGAGUUGGACGGUCGCAUCUCACAGGACCUAGAUGACGAAACCUUUGGCUCCCUGGUGCUCACUACGAAUGCGAAUGUCGGCAUUCCUCACCUCGCCCGCCUUCCCAUCUCCGCUUUCGCCACACCAGAAGAUGACCUUCUUCCCCUCCGUCUCUCAUAUCCCACCCUCGGCGGAAAGGGUGGCUUCGGCUCGCAACUCCGUGCCGCUGGAGGGCGCAUGUCUUCCAAGCGCAAGAAGAACCGGGGUGACGAAAACGGCUCGAGCAGGAACCUCGACGGUCGGAGGCUGCGCACGGUGACAGAGGCGAAGGCGCUGGCUGAGUUCCUCGCCAUCAAGCCGGAGAUGGAGCAGAAGGAGAAGGAAAAGCGAAGAGAGCGGUGGACAGCCAUUGUCGAGGCUGCUGAGCGGCGCGAGGAGGAGAUCAAGAACGGCAACAAGGGCCGGCUGGACGGCAAGUGGGUCGAGGACAAGGAGGAGGCCGGCGAGCGGACACGAGAUGCUGUCCUCGCUGCUAUGAAGUCAGGAAGCUACAAGGACAAUCUCCUUGGAACAUCGGAAGGAUCCUCAUCGGCCUCGGCUGAGGCGAUGGAGGAAGAUUCGGACGACGAGGAGGCAGAUGCAGGAGAGGGAAGCUCGGGAGCGACGACACCAGUCUCGGAAAAGGGCAAGGGCAAGGAGCCCGCGAAUCCAAAGGGCAGCGCCAAACCCAGGUCGUUCUUUGGUUUCGAGGAAGAUGAUGAGUUCAUGAGUUCUGAUGAGGAGGGUGAGGGCGUGGCUGGAAAGAAAUAA
Messenger RNA from Diaporthe citri, 900 nucleotides. RefSeq lists its product as uncharacterized. Gene Ontology annotation, cellular component: nucleus. The record is from RefSeq and is a predicted model, not a curated record. NCBI's taxonomy places the organism in Eukaryota, Fungi, Ascomycota, Sordariomycetes, Diaporthales, Diaporthaceae. The transcript has a single exon. Bases 1 to 900 code for a protein of 299 amino acids.